Molecule: messenger RNA, 432 nt
Organism: Dufourea novaeangliae
Lineage: Eukaryota; Metazoa; Arthropoda; Insecta; Hymenoptera; Halictidae
Exons: 2
Coding region: 1-432 (143 amino acids)
Source: RefSeq, a predicted model, not a curated record
AUGCCACCGUACGAGUGGGGAAUGCAGAGUACGCCGUACAGUCCGAAACCUGACAUCGUCGCAGCUAAAACACGUCGCAAUAUUAAUCGUGAAUUAAAAAUAAUCUCAAAUGAAAUUUCAACAAUUGAUGCAUCAAGAAUGAAGGAAGUUGAUGACCUAUUUAAAGGAGUACAAAUUCAUCGCAACCAAUACAAGGAUCGUACUGGCAGCCUACAUCCCUUAUCGUUUUUCAAAGCUGAUCAUUACAAGUACCAGUGUGCCCCAGGAAUGACAAACUCAUAUCUAUCUAAAUAUCCACAAAGUUAUAUCACAUAUAAAAUACCUUCGGUUCUACCACUUACAACUGAGAGACGGAAACAAACCCCUUGUAUACCUAAUUUGUCUCUUACUGGCGUGUAUACGAGAUCAAAUUGUAUCGCUUAUAAACGGUGA